Caenorhabditis auriculariae is the source of this 6299-nucleotide messenger RNA. NCBI's taxonomy places the organism in Eukaryota, Metazoa, Nematoda, Chromadorea, Rhabditida, Rhabditidae. The record is from the annotation of a GenBank genome assembly.
AUGAGGACGCUCAUCUUGCUAUUGAUCUUCGUGUACCUAUCGGCUGGAAGACCAGGUAUAAGCUAGGAAAAACGUAUUUCGCACUGAAAGAAAGCCUCUUCAGGUUACUAGGAUUUUCAUUCGUAAGGUUUUUCGAUUAAAAUAAUUUUAAUAUUCGUGUGAAAUACCUUUUGAUUAAUAUAGAAUGUCCAGUUUUUGCCUCCUUGUCCCAUGACAGUCGGAAAAUAUCCUCUAAACAGGUUAAUUACAUAAAAUUUCAUCAUUACAAACCAAAAAAUGGGCUCAAAUUUGUUUCGAGAGAAAUCCGCAUAGAUCCAUUCCGCAAUUUGAAACUUCAGUUCCGCCUAUCUCUAGCACUGCCAAAGUCGGAAGUGCGGAAAACGGGUGCAAAAUGGCCGCUAAAAGGGAUCCGUUUAGCGGCCUUAAUCAAGCUUUUCUUUCUGGGCUUAAAAGUCUUAAAAAAGGGGCGAUGAAAAAGUGAGGGUGCAAAAAGGGUGCUGAAAGCCUUGGCCGAUGAUUUCCUGAUUAUUUCCGAUUUUAUUACUGUAGCACAUUUUGGUGCAUACAGAGGCACUGGUAAAGAUUAUUCUCUUAAAGAGCUGUGUGAUUCUCAAAAAGGUACAAAAAGGCCGAAGAAAGGACGGAAAAGGCAGUAAAAAGGAUAACUUUUCCCGCACGUUUAGGAACAAUUAAUGGAAACCUUUUGCACCCAUAACGGACCUUCAAGGGGUCGUGAAGGAUCCUUCCGACUUUGCCUUGUAGUUUGGCAUUCUCGACUUUUCUGAGAACCUUUUUAUAUGAUCCUGUUUUUCAACAAAAAUUGAGCCUCUUUUGUUGUUUCUGAAUCAACGAGUUUCAGUGCCGAGGGAUGGGACCAUCGAAUGUCCGUCAGGAUGGACGAAAUUUGUCCGAAGUAACGGUGUCGCCUGUCACUUGUUUGUAAGCAGUCUGACCUAUCUCUUAACUUGUUAUCACAUUGUAUUUAGAUCAGACGCUUGUUAACUUGGAAGGACGCCAGAUCCUACUGUAUGGAGGCCUAUGGCGCGACCCUUUCGGGAUUCGAGUCCGAAGAGGAGAAAACAACUAUUUAUGGUUUUUUUUUUGAGAUUCAAAAUAUUUCUUUAUACCUAGUUCACUGCUGACUUGAGCCAUUCAAAAAAGGGUCUUGACACGAAUAAAGCCGGCGGUGUAUCGGCUACAGUAGAUUAUUUAUCAGUAAUCCAAACGGGAACAAAGGAGGCUCGAAAACCAUGAAAACUGUAAAGGGAGGCGAGCUUUUUAUACUUUCUAGAACUGUCCCGGAGUCACAACUUGAUCGAGAAACAGCUGUGGAUCAGCGGUCAACGGAAUCCAGGUUGCAACGUUGGCGAGUAUACUGAGACAGACGUCAACGACCCAUGCUACAAGCCUAAGGUGAGAUUAGACCCUGAUUCUCAUUUUGAAGGAUUUUUUUUCUUCAUUUUCUGUAUUUCGAUAUCCAGUUCGUCGGGACUUGGAGCGGUUCGACCUGUCUGAAGCUUAAGAUCUUCUUUUUUCCCUUCUUGAACUUCUUACGCCUCUGUACUGCUUGAGCGACGUUGGCGCCCCAAGUCGAUUAUACGACGUCCCACCCUGAUAUCAGUGAUAAUCAGUGGACUGGCUUUAGUGACAUAUCUGUUUUUGUGUGGAGCAGCUGGAGCCGUAGUUUCACACUAUAAAUAGGAGGGGGUCGAUCUUGUGACCCUUCGAACUGCAGACAGGCACACAACCUGUUGCGCUACGGCACGCCUCAUUUUCCGUUGUGUGAGACAAAUCACAGAAAGAUAAGAAUAUCAUGUCAAAGUGAGAGACUGAAAGAAUGGUUAGAGAAACUAGGAAAGUGGAGGUGAACGGACUUUUUCAUGAUUUUUCGCGUUUCGAGUCCUGUAGAGCGGAGUAUAUCAUAGUUUUUGAAGAGAGAGGCUUACUGUCCCAGAAGUGAGAAAAUUUUUGGUGGCCGCUUUAGGGUUUUGACGUUUUAGUGGCCACUAUAAUAAUCUAAUCAAUGGCUACUUCAGGAAACUCUUCAGAAGUUGUUAUCACUAGACCUGUGCACUAAGACGCUAAAUAGUGGUUUCUAUAGAGUUGAUUAUAGUGGUAACUUCAGCUUCCUCUCCAAGUAGCCCUUAAAGGGGCCACUAGAGCUUUUCCCAGUGAGGCUGUAGUUUUUUAAAUUUAAAACGCAUUGAUAAAGUUGAAGUCUUCAGUGACGACCUUGCACUGCUUUUUUAAUUUUCCUACUAGGAACUUCUACCAAAAAUUGAAAUUUUUGAGCAUUCAAGCCAUUUUCAGCUGUUCCAUUGGGUUGAUGGCGCCGCACGGGACGGCACGAUCAUCAACAAAUUCUGGGCGCCAACAAAUCCCUCAUGGUACGGCAGUGAAAAAUGCCUUUCCAUUCUUGCGGGUACUAGUGUAUAUUACCAGAACAAGGUCAACGAUGCGACGUUAGUUCAUCUUAAACUUCGGCUUGAUUCAUUUUUCUUGGUUUUCAGAUGCGACACAAGGUUCCCGUUUGUCUGCCAGAUGCUCUACUACAAGUAAAUCGUCACCUUCCGUUCAUUUUUAAACCACGAUAAAAGAGACAAACAACAAUUUAUGUUUUUAUUUCAACUAAAUUAUGGACAAAACAAUAAUAUUUCGGAAAAGAGAGUUCGAGUUUCACUGCCAAAGUCGGAAGUGCGGAAAGCGGGUGCAAAAUGGCCGCUAAAAGGGCUCCGUUUUGGAGCCUUUAUUGAGCCUUUCUUCUUGGUGGGCUAAAAAGCCUCAAAAAGGGUGCUGAAAGUCUCGGCCAUUGAUUAUUUCCGAUAGUAAUACUGUAGCACAUUUUGGUUCCUACAGAGCCACUGGUAGAAACGUUUCUCAAUUCAAAAAAUUGUGUUUCUCAAAAGGGUCCAAAAAAGGGUGAAAGAAAGGACGGAAAAAGGCAGGAAAAAGGAAAUCGGUGCCACCCGUUUACCCUCAAAGGGUCCGUAAAUUUCCUUUCCCUCAAUGGGUCCGUAAAGGGUCCUUUCGACAUUCUAUAUGUACCAGUGUAAAUCAACAUUGUUAACAAUGGCUUUCCGUUUGAAAAUUUUUACCCCGAAAAGAAAUGAACAAAAAUUAAAGGGCGUGAAUGUUAGAACCGAAGCCUCAAAGUCAUUAUAGCCGCUUAUUAUUUGCGGUCUAGGUUUGUCCUAUAGACUGUGUACCGCGACUUGGAAUUUAACCAAACGACAUUCCGCUGUGCCGCUGCGCGCCUUUGCGAACCUUGGUCGCGUUUAAAAUUUUUUUUUUCAUUAUAAAGAUCCUCUACUUUCAUGAGUUUUCCACAGCAAUAACAAUCAAUUGAAAGCGUGAUCCAGAUACGAAAGACGCUUCGCGAACGCACGCGGCGGAUCAGCGGAAUGUCGUUCGGUGAAAUUUCAAGUCGUGGCACACAGACUAUAUACAUUUUAUUUUUGCAAUAUUUUUUUCAGAAUCAAUAUGAAGUCAUUCAUCUUGUUAUUUUUCAUCGUUGAAGUGUCCAUCUCCGGGAACCCUGGUAUAAGCUUCAACAGAAUCAAAGUUUAAAAAAAGCUUGAAGACUUAUCCGGAGAGAGAUUUUGCGCCGCCAACAAAGGCAAAUGGGAUCCCCGAACCGAUCAAGUAAGUCAAGUUCCAUAAAAAUUAUAUUGAACGCUUUUUAUAAUUUAGAAAGUUUUCGACGAAUGCUCGAAUAUGAAGAUUUGGGUUGAUACCACUACCGAUGUAACUUUUUAUUGAUUAUAUAGAUCCGAAGUCAAAUUUUUAGAAAGAAGCCAAGUCUGUGUGCACCGAACUCAUUCCUUUCCAUGUGAAAGAUGUCAAAAAGGGAUUUCCGACGUUUUGCAACUUCAGUUCGUUUUUUUUUUCGAGGGUUUUUUUUUUGGUAAAAUAGAUAGUUUCUCCGUCAAAAAACAAAAAAAAACUUUGCCGAAAAACUUUUUCCGGCUUAAAAAAAGUUCAAAAAAGUUAACGGAGUCCCUCGAUUCUAGAAAUUUCAUAAUUUUAACCUCUCUGACUGCGUUUAUAUUAUUUUCGUUUCAAGGAUAAGCAGACCAAAAAUUUAAUUUCACAAAAUAAAUUAAGCAGACCAAAAAUUUAAUUUCACAAAAAAUUAAGCAGACCAAAAUUUGAUUUCACAAAAAAUUAAGCAGACCAAAAUUUGAUUUCACAAAAAAUUAAGCAGACCAAAAUUUAAUUUCACAAAAAAUUAAGCAGACCAAAAUUUAAUUUCACAAAAAAUUAAGCAGACCAAAAUUUGAUUUCACAAAAAAUUAAGCAGACCAAAAUUUAAUUUCAAAAAGAAUUAAGCAGACCAAAGUUUAAUUUCAAAAAAAUUGAGCAGACCAAAGUUUAAUUUCAAAAAAAUUGAGCAAACCGAAACUCGUCUACCUAAAUAGUCUUAUUACAAAAAAAUUGUUCAGAAGUUUACGGAGAAUGCCCAGCUGGAUGGUUCCAAGCCUUAGGCUCGUGCUACCGCCACUUUUCCGGUCUCUACACCCUUGCUCAGCCAGGAAUCAUUGCUCACUUAUCAGCCCGAAUGGUCAACUUGUUCAAAUCGGCAGCACCCGGCUGCACACAUUUCUCCUCAGUAUGUCUUCGACACUCUCCAAAAGAUUUUGAAAGUCUAGAAAUGUUUCCUGAGAUCAGUUGGGCUUGGGUUGAUGUUGUGAAGCCCUAUGCCAGAGCAGUUGCUCGUCAUUCUCCACGCGACACGAAAUUCGCCUGGACUGGUUAUCUUUCACUUUUUAAAUGCCCAAACCUGGACCAUUUUCUGGUUUCCAACUUUUAAUUGGAUCUUUUUUAAUGGAAGAGCAAAAGACCGGAACGAUUGUCUACAAAAACCCGAAUACGGAUUUGGCGUCUGGUAUUUGUAUGCUUCCACUGAAUCCAUCACUGGGAUGUUUUUUCUCUCACCUUUUUUUUGUAUGGAACUUUUUCUUUAGACACAACUUAUUGGCAGGAGGUUUUGAGGUUGCUGAAGUUGACUACAUUCAAAAAGUAUGUUUUUAAUAUAAUUUUUUAUAUUUCAUAUCAUUUUUCAUCUCAAGCUUAAGCAGACCAAAAAUUUAAUUUUUUUAAAAAAAUUAAGCAGACCAAAAAUUUAAUUUUCAAAAAAAUCAAGCAGACCAAAAAUUUAAUUUUUCAAAAAAAUUAAGCAGACCAAAAUUUAUUUUCACAAAAAAAUAAGAGAGACUUGUCUACCUGAAGGAUGAAAGUUCAAUAUAAAAUCAAAAAUUUUUUUAAAUAUAAUAUUCAUUAAAAAGAAUCACUUUUCUAUUGGUCUCGCUAGUCUAAAAAUCUUUUUUUCUAGAAAUUCACGUCGAUUUUAUCAUUAAUAGAAUUCAGAAAUUAUUGAAAAAUCUUAUUUUGCAUAUUUCAGUGUUCGUGGCAGCCAGGUUUGGCUGUCCUCUACAAAUCACUGUCUUUUCAGAUUUGAUGUCGUUUUAGAAUAAUUUACAAGAGGCAAUCGAAAAAUUUAAAAUAUACCUAAUCUGAGAAUCAGAUUGAAGUUUGCUGAGAUGCUGUAUGAUCACAGCCAAAAAUUGAAAAGAAAUUUUGCCAUUGUCUGUUCAGAUUUUAAAAGUCAAGCAGCAAACUCCGCCCCCAAAAACGCUCUGUGGAUGGCUUGCUCUCAGAUUGGUUUGAACUACGCAUAAGGGGCGGAGUUUAGAGCGAUGACUUGACAUUCAAAAUCUGAACGGACUAUAUAUGAUCAGGCUGCUUUGAGAACAUGUUAGCGAAUUUCAUGAAAGUCUGACUGUUUUUUACUUCUCUUUCUUUUUUUUUCAAGUAGUUCGAAAAAGAUUCCAUUGCUAGGGUAUCUUACGCGCAGUGCUGGGCGAUGCAGCAGCCUUCUCUUCAACAGUAAUCUCUCAACCAAGAACUCAAAUGGAACUGCUCAAAGAAGUUAGUCUUUUCCUUUCUUUUUAUUCUAUGAAGUUACUAGAGCGAAACUGUAGCAAUCAAAUCAAAUCACUAAUGCUUUGUACAGAAGGAGACUCAAUCUUGCACUCUGCACACUUCACAAAAUUGUCCUCAAGAUAGAUCAUUUUCCAAGCGCUCACAGGUUUUUCAGAAUCUCUCAUUCGGGUCGACAUCCUCUGCGGUUAAUUCAGGCUGGUCCUUUAUGUGAUUCUUUCUUUUCAAAACUGAUUCCAAUCUGGAACAAUAUCUGCUCUAGAUUCAACGUCUCUGUUCCUCCUAAAAUUUUCAAAUCUCAUCUGGACAACAUCCCCGACAAUGAAUUAUUCAUCAGCAUCCCUAGACGGCUACUAUGA